UAUAAUCUUCACCAACUCUCAAAUUGCUGAAAAUUAAAAAAUAAAAUAGAUUUAAAAAAGAAAGUCAAAGAUAUGUGAAAAUCACCACACUAAUUUUAUAUGAAUAUAUAUAGAUUAUAGAAUUCGAAAUUGUAAGAAUCUUCCAAACCCGAGUCCUGUUUUGACAAUUCGCUCCACUAUCUCCCAACCAAACGUCUUCUUCCAUACUUUCAUGUCCAAAACUUUGAGCCUAAAAUUAAAUCAUAAUAUAUAAAUCAUCACCUAAACCCCUUCAUUUCUAAACACACCUCUCUCUCUCUAGAAUGUCGAUGACUUAUAGCCUGCCGCUGUUCGCGGCGGCGCUGCUAACGUGCGCCUGGUGCGCCACCUCCGCCACUCGCUGCGCUGACUGUGGCACCACCGCCGUACCUUACCCACUCAGCACCGGACCCAACUGCGGAGACCAGUCAUACAAGAUCCGGUGCGAUGCGGGGUUACUGAAAUUCGACACACUCAACAACACCUACUCGAUCACGUCCAUCACCAACACGACCCAACGGUUCGUGAUCCAACCGGCGAGCUUCGUCAGCAACACCUGCGUCACAGCGGAUCUCCCCACCCAGGGCAUCCAGCUCAACAACACCCUCCCCUUUAACGUCACCAGCAGUAACACCAUCUUGUACCUGAACUGUUCGGACUCCCUCCUCCGAUCACCGUUGAAUUGUUCGUCGACCAGUCUCUGCCACACUUAUAUUAAUUCCACGGCGGAGGCCUCGCCGUGCGAGGCGGCUCCGAUCUGUUGUACGUUCCGGGCGGGUGGUUCUACGACGUCGUACUCGAUCCGCGUCCGAGACGGGGGUUGUCAGGGUUACCGGAGCUUCGUUAACUUGGACUCGUCGUUGCCGGUGAGUCGGUGGCCACAGCCCGGGGUCGAGAUACAGUGGGUGUCGCCGCCGGAACCAGUUUGUGGGUCCCAGUCGGAUUGCGAUUCCAACUCGAUAUGUGGGCCCGACCCGUCUGAGAAUGGGAUACGCAGAUGUUAUUGUGACUCGGGUUUCUACUGGGACCCGAUAGGAGGAUUGUGUGCUGAGAUUGUGACGUGUCAAAAUCCAGAUGGUUGUGACAAUUCAAAUCGGACCGCACUUAUAGCAGGUUUGACCACCAGCUUGGGUGCAGCACUCGUUAUGGCCAUAAUUGGCAUCUUAGUCUACAAACGCCAUCGGCGCAUCAAAGAAGCGCAAGAUCGUCUAACCAGAGAGCGUGAAGCGAUCCUAAAUGCAAAUGGUGGAGGCAAAUCUGCCAAAAUUUUCACUGGCAAAGAAAUUAAGAAAGCAACAAAUAACUUCUCCAACGACCGCCUCCUUGGUACUGGUGGCUAUGGUGAAGUCUUCAAGGGCAUCCUCCAAGAUGGCACAGUCGUUGCUGUCAAAUGUGCCAAACUUGGAAACACCAAGGGCACAGACCAAGUCCUCAAUGAGGUCCGAAUACUUUGUCAGGUCAACCAUCGGAACCUUGUGGGGCUCCUUGGCUGUUGUGUUGAGCUCGAACAGCCAUUGAUGGUUUACGAGUACAUUCCAAAUGGAACCCUCUUGGAACACCUACAGGGUGGCAAUAGGGGCAUGCUUACAUGGAAACACCGACUCAGCAUUGCCUAUGCAACCGCUGAGGGACUCGCUUACCUCCAUUUCUCUGCAGUUCCUCCUAUAUAUCACCGCGACGUGAAGUCCAGUAACAUUUUGCUUGAUGAGAAGAUGAAUGCAAAGGUUGCUGAUUUUGGGUUAUCUCGACUGGCUCAUACCGAUUUGAGUCACGUAUCGACAUGCGCUCAGGGGACUCUCGGUUAUCUUGAUCCUGAAUACUACAGGAACUAUCAGUUGACGGAUAAGAGUGAUGUUUAUAGCUUUGGAGUUGUGUUACUGGAGCUGUUGACAUCUCAGAAGGCAAUAGACUUUAACAGAGCAGCGGAUGAUGUGAACUUGGCAGUGUAUGUUCAGAGAAUGGUAGAGGAGGAGAGGAUAAUGGACGCGAUUGAUCCGAUGCUAAAGCAGGGAGCCAGCAGUUUGGAAUUGGAGACCAUGAAAGCAUUAGGGUUUCUGGCUGUGGGGUGCUUGGAGGAACGUAGACAGAAUAGGCCUUCCAUGAAAGAAGUUGCCGAGGAGAUCGAGUAUAUUAUCAGCAUAGCUACAGCUAAGGUGGUGGAGUAAAAUAGAUAUGGAGUUGCCUCUGGAAAAACAGAUCAGUGUUUAGCACUUUCAGCUUUUAAUCUAGUGUUAUAUAUAAUGUAUUCAGUAUCAGAACAUGCUGUAAUUUUGCCUUGAUGAUGUAUAUGAGAAUUUCUGCUGUUUGUAUUUAAAUAAAAUUUGUGUUAUUGAUAUG
Molecule: messenger RNA, 2355 nt
Organism: Cornus florida
Lineage: Eukaryota; Viridiplantae; Streptophyta; Magnoliopsida; Cornales; Cornaceae
Product: wall-associated receptor kinase-like 20
Exons: 3
Coding region: 303-2183 (626 amino acids)
Biological process (GO): protein phosphorylation
Molecular function (GO): protein kinase activity; ATP binding; polysaccharide binding
Source: RefSeq, a predicted model, not a curated record